CAUCUCUGAUCUCCCAUCGCGCAAAAGCGAAACGCCGCAAAACUCAAAAACUGGUCUCUCAAAAUUCGAGCUUGUUGAAUUACUGAGCUCUACUGGCUAUCCGUCCCGAAACCCACAUCGAAGAACAGCUUCAGCUUUACGAUUCGACGCUCUCUCUUUCUUUUCGAAAUUCUAAGAAUUAAAUAAUUUACAAAAUGAAGAGGCCAAUGCCCUGGAAUGAACAAGUAGAUGUUAUAUCAUCAGGUGAAUCUUCUUCCUCUGAUUCAGAAACAGGAGUACAAAAUGAUGGAUUUGAGUUCAAGCCUUCCCUGGAUGAUUUCAAAAUUCCUGCCAAAGAAAUGACAUCUGAAGGUAUGUUGAUUAAAAGGGCGGAAAUGUAUCAAGAAUACAUGAAACAGAUUCAGAUCCCAGCACAACGUGGUUCUGUAAUACCUUUUACAACUUGGAUGGGUUUAGGCAAAUCUAUAAAGCAGCUUUAUGGUCAGCCUUUGCACUACUUAACUAACAUUCUACUCAAACAGUGGGAUCAAUUAAGGUUUGGAAGUGUGGAUGAAUAUAAGCCAUUGGAUACCGUAAUUCAUCCGAGUAAAGCUGAAGCAACUGUAUGGCUGGUUGAAGAGAUUCAUAGGCGCACCUCAUCACAUCAUCAUGUUGCUAAACUCUGGUUAUCAGACCCAAUGCACGAAGCGUAUGUCGACUCCAUUUUUCCCCAACUAUGAAGGCUGCUUUCAGUUAUGUUCUGCUAUUUGUUGAUACUAUAACAUAUCUCUAAAAGGCUAACAUGUCGGUGAUAAUGUGAAUUGUAAUAGAAACAGCAUAGGUCUUUUGUUACAUUGCACUUCAAUGUGUAGGUUUCUUAUCAACUGACAGGGAAGAAGCUCCAGCAUUGCUUAGUCCAUUGUUGCCAUCUGUCUGUUCACUAGUUGACUAGAUUUACCUUUUUAGCAAAGAAUGAAUGUAAAUCAAUAUUGAAGAUGCAUA
This is a messenger RNA of Benincasa hispida (wax gourd), 981 nucleotides long. RefSeq names its product RNA-DIRECTED DNA METHYLATION 1 (gene RDM1). Gene Ontology annotation, cellular component: RNA polymerase V complex; nucleus. Gene Ontology annotation, biological process: gene silencing by siRNA-directed DNA methylation. Lineage: Eukaryota; Viridiplantae; Streptophyta; Magnoliopsida; Cucurbitales; Cucurbitaceae. The record is from RefSeq and is a predicted model, not a curated record.